AUGGUUGGUGAGCUUCUUCAGAACCGACUUGGCUCUCUUGGUGUCGAUUUGCGGUGGCUGGUGGUCGUACACCAGGCCAACAAUCAUGAAAAUGGACAGUCCCAGAACAAUGUCUGUUCUUUCUCUGAGAAGUGGUCCUCCAGGAACGAAUGCAUAGGCAACCACCCAGACAUGCAUCAGGGACAAAAUGACGGUGAACAGGAAAGAAACGGCAAAAAUAGAUGCCAGUUUACCCGUCUUGGAGAUCUGUUGGAAACUCAAUGGGGUCACGUAGCAGAGCCAAAAAGCGUACGCCAAUCCUCCAACGUAUCCGACCCAGCCGUUGAACAGGUACAACACUGCACCACCCAGAACUCCCGAAAACGUCACUGUCUUAUAAGACUCUGGUUUGUAGAGACCAAAGAAAGCUCCUGCACACAUGGUGAUCAGAGUGAUGGCUCCGUGAGGAACAGGGAUCGGGCCGCGAAUAGGGUAUCCUUCCCAGUUCCACAAGAUGAUGGUAGACGAGUCGGUGAGCAUGGCGCUGAUGGAGUAGAUCAGGGAACCGAAUCCGAGCGAGGUCAGCAGGAACGAUGGUUUUCUAGCGCUUUUUUCAGUCUCGACAUAUGA
Messenger RNA from Ogataea philodendri, 609 nucleotides. RefSeq lists its product as uncharacterized. The record is from RefSeq and is a predicted model, not a curated record. NCBI's taxonomy places the organism in Eukaryota, Fungi, Ascomycota, Pichiomycetes, Pichiales, Pichiaceae. Bases 1 to 609 code for a protein of 202 amino acids. The transcript has a single exon.